Camponotus floridanus (Florida carpenter ant) is the source of this 1359-nucleotide messenger RNA. RefSeq names its product alkylglycerol monooxygenase. NCBI's taxonomy places the organism in Eukaryota, Metazoa, Arthropoda, Insecta, Hymenoptera, Formicidae. Gene Ontology annotation, molecular function: oxidoreductase activity; iron ion binding. The annotation marks the transcript as partial. Gene Ontology annotation, cellular component: endoplasmic reticulum. The record is from RefSeq and is a predicted model, not a curated record. Gene Ontology annotation, biological process: lipid biosynthetic process. The transcript is spliced from 11 exons.
AUGGGAACACAUCAGAAAACUUUGAUACUUCGUCAGUCCCCAGGAAACAACCUUCGAGUUCCCACAAGAGAUACCAGACUAUCAACAACAGAACACAUCGGACAACUUUGGUACUUUGUCAGCCCUCAGGAAACAACCUUCGAGUUCCCACAAGAGGUACCAGACUAUCAACAACAGAUAUGGGUGCCAUUUUUUCUUUUGCUGGUUCUGGAACAAAUAAUAUUGCGAAAAAAAAAGUUUCGUUUGAAUGAUCAAAUUACAUCGCUAUCUCACUGGAUGCUUUACGAAACUAUUCGAAUCUUUUCCCGUGGUGCCGAGUAUUAUGCAUACAUCGCCAUUUAUGAGAGAUUUGGCAAAGAAUGGAAUCUGCUAGCUUGGGACUCAUUACGGACAUGGUAUAUUUCCUUCAUUGCCGUGGACUUUUGUUACUAUUGGGCUCAUCGCAGUAAUCAUGAAGUCCACUUUUUGUGGGCCUGUCAUCAGGUGCAUCACAGCAGUGAGGAGUUCAAUCUCGCGGUUGGUCUGCGACAAUCCAUCCUACAACACUGGUGUAACUUCGUGCUCUAUUUGCCUCUCGCCUUCUUUAUAUCUCCGUCGCACUUUAUGGUCCACAACCAAUUCAACUUGAUAUAUCAAUUGUGGAUUCAUACAACACUCAUUGGUGACCUCGGAUCGCUCGAGUUGAUUAUUAAUACGCCUAAGCAUCAUCGCGUUCAUCACGGCUGCAAUCUUUAUUGCUUGGAUAAGAAUUAUGGUGGCGUGCUUAUAAUAUGGGAUCGAUUAUUUGGUACGUUCCAAGAGGAAAAACAUAAAGAAGAGAUAAUUUAUGGCUUGGUGGUUAAUGUUGAAUCAUUUAACUCAUUUUAUCUGCAGGUGUUCUAUUUAGCGAAUUUAAUUAAAAAAAGUAUAAGUAUGGUUUCCUGGGUUGAUAAACUGGCCGUCUUUUGGAAGGGUCCUAGCUGGUUUCCAGGAUUACCACGUUUAGGUUUAGACGAGUUUAAAAUAAAAGUGGAACCCAGAGCCGUGUACGAUCCUCAGAUAUCAUUAUGGCAGAAAUUAUAUAUAACAGUGCAAUUUUUAAUAAUCUUUUUAAAUCAUUUUCAACUAUAUAAUGAGAAUUUAGAUGAUGUUUGGAUAAAAUAUACAUUGAUAAACAACAUAAUCGCUCUCAUCAGCAUCGGUUUGUUAUUUGACAAGCAUGCGUUUAUAUAUCCCAGUAUUAUUGAACUUGUACGCUGCGUGACUUAUGUGUACUGCACGCACGAGAUGAAUUCAAAUAAUUUAAUCAACUAUUUGACGUAUUACGCAUACGCAUUUCAUCUGAUUUUUGUUUGGAUACCUUAUUUUAUAUAUAAAAUC